Molecule: messenger RNA, 3294 nt
Organism: Sclerotinia borealis F-4128
Lineage: Eukaryota; Fungi; Ascomycota; Leotiomycetes; Helotiales; Sclerotiniaceae
Source: the annotation of a GenBank genome assembly
AUGUCUGUUCUUCCAGCACAAGCACAUACAGAGCUUGCACAGUUACUGUCUGCUCUGCAAUCCACCGACAAUAAUGUUCGUUCACAAGCUGAAGACCACCUGACCAAUAACUGGGUAAACACCAAACCUGAAAUGUUGUUGAUGGGUUUGGUCGAACAUAUAUACGGUUCCAGCGAUGCAAAUACCCGAUCCUUUGCUGCGGUUAUCUUCCGUCGUAUAGCUUCCAAAUCGCGCAAGACAGAUGAUAACAACACAAUCGAGUUAUUCCUGGUCAUCCCAAAGCAAUCUGCAUACGCCAUUCGACAAAAGCUCAUAGAGGCAUUAGGCCUCGAGAAGUCGAAUUCGGUGAGGAACAAGAUUGGGGAUGCGGUCGCCGAAAUCGCUAGAGAAUACUCCGAUAAUGGUGAACAAUGGCCAGAAAUCUUGGGUGUUCUCUCCACUCUAAGUUCUUCACAGGAACCAGGACAGAGGGAAAUUGCAUACAGAAUAUUUGCUACGACUCCUGGCAUCAUCGAAAAACAACAUGAAGAUACAGUACUAACCGCUUUCAAGAACGGUUUCCAAGAUAACGAGACGGCAGUCCGCUUGGCAGCCAUGGAGGCAUUUGCAUCCUUCUUCUCUAGUCUCGGCAAAAAGUCGCAACCAAAAUAUUAUGCCCUCAUCCCAGAAGUUCUUUCCAUCCUACCACCGUUAAAGGAAUCCCAGGACUCAGAAGGUCUUACCACAGCACUCGUCUCACUUAUGAAUCUUGCAGAGGUCGCCCCAAAGAUGUUUAAACCAUUAUUCCACAAUCUAGUCACUUUCUGCAUUCAAAUCAUUCAAGACAAGGAAUUCACAGAUCAAGCUCGCCAAAAUGCCCUCGAACUCAUGGCAACAUUCGCAGAUUAUGCCCCAGCUAUGGUGAAAAAGGACCCUAGUUUUGUCACAGACAUGAUCACUCAAUGUCUGAGUCUCAUGACUGAUAUCGGGGCUGACGACGAUGAUGCAAGCGAAUGGAACGCUUCUGAUGAUAUGGAUCCAGAGGAGAGCGACUUAAAUCAUGUUGCUGGUGAGCAAUGCAUGGACCGAUUGGCAAACAAGCUUGGAGGAACAAUCAUCUUGGCACCUACAUUCAAUUGGCUUCCCAGAAUGAUGCUCUCCGAGGCAUGGAGAGACAGGCAUGCUGCAUUAAUGGCCAUUUCGGCAAUUUCGGAGGGGUGCAGAGACUUGAUGCUUGGAGAAUUGAAUAAAGUCCUGGAGCUUGUUAUUCCCGCCCUCAGCGAUCCACACCCGCGUGUGCGUUGGGCUGGCUGCAAUGCUCUUGGACAAAUGAGUACAGACUUCGCAGGAACUAUGCAGGAGCAGUAUCACCAACCUGUAUUGACCAAUAUCAUCCCGGUUCUUAAAAGCGCGGAACCUCGCGUCCAAGCUCACGCAGCUGCUGCGCUUGUUAACUUCUGCGAAGAAGCAGAAAAGAGGAUCCUUGAGCCAUACCUCGAUGACUUAUUGACUCAACUAUUCCAACUCCUUCAAAGCCCAAAGAGAUACGUUCAAGAACAAGCUCUCUCCACUAUCGCCACCAUUGCAGACUCUGCAGAGGCCGCCUUCUCUAAAUACUACGACACCUUGAUGCCUAUACUCUUCAACGUCUUGAAGGCGGAUUCAACAAAGGAGCUUCGUUUACUUCGCGCGAAAGCAAUGGAGUGUGCUACUCUUAUUGCUUUGGCGGUUGGAAGAGAGAGACUGGGCAAUGACGCAACAGUAUUGGUGCAGUUGUUGGCCACCGUCCAACAAGGUCUUGUGGAUGCUGAUGAUCCACAAGCUCAAUACCUUAUGCACUGCUGGGGACGUAUGUGUAGGGUUAUGGGCACUGACUUCCUUGAAUAUCUAGGAUAUGUCAUGCCUCCUCUGUUGGAGUUGGCGAGUGCUAAGGCAGAUAUUCAACUUCUUGAUGACGAAGAUGAGGUUGAGGCUGUACAAGCACAAGAGGGUUGGGAGCUUGUUCCACUCAAGGGCAAAGUGAUUGGCAUCAAAACUAGCACUCUUGAUGACAAGCACAUGGCAAUUGAACUUUUGGUAGUCUACGCCCAAGUUUUGGAAGCCCAAUUUGCUCCUUAUGUCGAAAUUGUCAUGGGGAAUAUUGCUUUGCCAGGCCUCGCAUUCUUCUUCCAUGAUCCCGUUCGUGUUGUAUCAGCGAAGUGUGUGCCGCAACUACUCAACUCUUACAAGAAGGCAUACAGUCUUGAAUCUCCUCAGCUGAGCAAUCUUUGGCAAAACACAAUCCCCAAGAUUCUGGAGGUUCUGAGUGCCGAACCAGCUAUUGAUACACUUGCCGAGAUGUACCAAUGUUUCUACGAAUCGGUAGAAGUCAUGGGCAAUAAUUGCCUGACUCAACAGCAUAUGGAAUUAUUCAUGGAAUCUGCUAUUUCCGCUCUGGUUGAUUACAAGGACCGGGUCAAAGCUAGAAUAGAGGAACGGGCCGAUGCCAAUCGAGAAGAAGGCGAUGAGGACUCCGAGGAGACACUCUACGCAAUUGAGGACGAUCAAACUCUCCUUUCCGACAUGAACAAAGCAUUUCAUUGCAUCUUCAAGAACCAUGGCACCGCUUUCCUGCCCUCGUGGGAGAAACUUCUCACGACUUACUCAGCCUUCCUUUCAAGCGACGAUCCCACACAAAGACAAUGGGGCUUGUGUAUCAUCGACGAUGUUCUCGAGUUCUGCGGUGGUAUGAGUUACAAUUAUAUGGAAACUCUUAUCAAGAAUCCGUUGAUUGCUGGAUGUCAAGACCCUGCUCCUGCCAAUCGUCAAGCCGCUACAUAUGGUAUUGGUGUCGCAGCGCAAAAGGGGGGUUCACAAUGGACUCAGUUUGUGGGCAGUGCGAUCAAGCUUUUGUUCGAUUCUACGCAAAUUCCCAACGCCAGAGGUGAUGAUGAUGUCUACGCUACGGAAAAUGCAUGUGCGGCCAUCGCUAAGAUAUUGCAUUUCAACGCAUCUGGUGUUGAGAAUCAACAACAAGUCGUUACUGCAUGGAUCGAUACUUUACCCGUAGUUAAUGAUGAAGAGGCUGCCCCGUAUGCAUACGGUUUCCUCAGUCAGCUCAUCGAACAACAAAAUCCUGCAGUCACUUCUCAACCAGCCAAGAUAUUUGUUUUCGUUGUCCAAGCUCUCGAGGCCGAGACAUUGCAAGGCCAGUUCGCCAACAAGAUUGUUGAAGAUACCAAGAAUUUCCUCGCGGCAGCAGGCUUGAAUAUCGCACAACUUUUGGCGCAACUUUCCCCCGAAACUCAAGCCACGGUUCAAGCAUACUUUAGCUGA